This is a messenger RNA of Ceutorhynchus assimilis (cabbage seed weevil), 3005 nucleotides long. Lineage: Eukaryota; Metazoa; Arthropoda; Insecta; Coleoptera; Curculionidae. The record is from the annotation of a GenBank genome assembly.
AAAUCAUUCACUAUUCCAUUUUUGCCUUUGGUUGUGGUGUUGUGAAUUUAUUUCUAGUAAAAUUCGUUUUUCUAUGAAAAAACUACGUAAAAAAAUGCCUCCCGAAGAAGUCGCGCAUCAAACCUACACCGAGGAUGGCCCGGAAGAGGGCGAAAUCCUCUCGGACGACCACCUCGAAGACAUUUCAUCCGACGAGUCCUAUGAUCUGGACUUGCUCCCCAAUGGUAAGUCAAUUCGUAAUAAUCAUCACUUACACGCCUUGUCUUUAAGCAGCAUCUCGGACACUUCUAUCCAUGGGCAAAGCGUCCCGAAGACUCGUAGAAAACGACAUGGACACGAACAUCGUGGACAUUGCAAGAGGAAGCGAACCUGCAGGAGGCGGAGGGAAUGUAGCACCAGUAGCAGUGACCAAGAAGACACUACGUUGGAUGUAAGACUGAAAGCACAAUUAAAGGCAGCUAUAAAGUUUGAUUCAAUUGAAAAUGCCCAUAAAAACAGUCUCAGGACAAGGCUAAAUGCCAUGGUCAAUGGCCCAGUUAAUGAGGAACCAAAAUCUGAUUCGGACUUAAAUCAUGACACAAUAGAAAUUAUUGCCAGUGGUUCUGAAAAUAGAGUGGAUACACCAGAAAUUGAGGAUAUAGAUAAUGAGCUAAUUCAAUUGAGACUGGCAGCUCUCAAAACUGCAAUAUGUAAUAAAUAUGCCAAAAGAACAAAGAGAAAAAAUGACAUGAAUAAAGAAAAUAAUACUGUGGAAGAAGUUCCGCAAGCUCAAAUGAAUAGUAAUGAGAUUAUUGAUGAAGACCCUGCAGAAAGUAAUUUACCUCCAGCACCCUCAAUAGAGGAAGAUGAGGAUGUCCUAAGAGCCAUAUUACUAGCUUCAAUGUCAAAAAAAAUUACUUCCUACCAACCAGAACCAAUAAUAAAUAAUAAAAAUUUCAAAAUUAAUAAUUUCAAUAAUGUAAAUAGAGCUUUCAAUAAAAAAAUAAAAAUGCCUCAAGUGAAACCAUUGAUUAUUCGCAUAAAUUCUGAUUCUGAGGAUUCAGAUUGGGAUUUGAGCAGUCCAGAAAAAAAUGUGCAGAAGACUAAUCCAGUGAUCAAGCCAGAAGAUUCUGAGGUGAAAUUUUCAAAUAAAUUACAGAAACAUAAUGGGAUUAACUCUGAACAGUUAUCAACCACAAACCAAGAGGAAAUUUCUCAGAAAAAAAUCAUUAGCAGCUCAAAUAAUAAUAAAUUAGUUGAGGAAAAUCCUCAAGAUAAUGCCCCAAUAGUUACCGAAAACACUCCAAAUGGGAUAAAAAAUAUUGAAAUUGUUAAGUUACAAGAAGCUGAAGCCCUUAGCAUUAUUGAGAGCAGUGUAGAAAAAUUCCUAAAAGAACAAAGGGCUAAAGUAGAGUCAAGACAAAACUUGAAAAUCCACCCAAAAAAGUUUCCUGUAAAUUUAAAACCACCCCCGAAAAAGAAUCUCCUAAACAUAAAAACCCAGCCCAAAAAACAUCCCCUAAACAUAAAAGUCCAUUUGAAAAAAAACUCCCAAAAUAAACCCAAUUCGCCUGAUUUAGAAAAAUCUGCCUUAAAAUUUUUACCUGCCAAGAAAAUGGAGGAAUAUCAAAAAUUGCAAAGUUUACUCAAGCAAAAAAAGGCUCAAAAACUACUCACCAAAAAUAAAUCGGAUAAAUCCACUCAAACUGUAACUGUAAAAAAUUCAUUACCUGAAAUUCCAAAAACUGAAGACUUUGAAUCCAUGAGAAAAAAAGAAAAACAGUCCUGCUCUAGUGUACUCCGUGCCACCCUGAAACAGCUGGAAAUGAAAAACUCUAACGGAAGGUACUGUAAUUUUAUUAUCACUUUUUUUUCGAUAUAUAAUAAAGUUACAGUACUAAAACCAAUCCUCCCUCCUAACAUAAGAUUCCAGAUCCAAGACAAAUACAAAGAUUUGCGGCCGCUGAUUAGAAAUAUUAAUCAAGUGAAUAAAGAGCAGAAACAGUGCGAGCAGAAUGUUGAUAGGUUAGUGAAAGAGCUCGCCGAGGCUAGAAGAAAACAGGAAGAGUUGCAUAGGAAAAUGUUGACUGGCGUUACAAACUUGGCCGACGAGAAAAAAAAAAUAGAAUUAAGCUCACUAAAACCAGCAAUACCAAAUAAGGCGUCAAUAAUUUCAAAUCCCCCUCUAAUAACAUCUGCAAUAUCUGCUGGCCAAAAACUUAUCUCUGAAAAGUCUGAGUUGAAAACUCUUACCCAAACCGCAAAGAAUAAGGAUCAACCAAAAGUUGGCACUGAAAAUAAAGUUACAGAUCUGAAUAAUAUUGAUAAGGUCAAUGGAAAAACUACAGAAAAAUUGACAGCUUUGAGGCAGGAAGAUGAUGAAAUUAAAAAAUUAAAGAGCGCAUUAAAACCAGUUAAAUCCAAUAAUGCCCUUGUAACGUCAACUCCCAUUAAACCCUCUCUACCAGCAAUGACUUUAUUAGCUUCAACCAUAACUUCGGAUCAAUCACUAGUUUGUGACAAAUCUGGUUCGAGCGUUUUUGACCAAACCACCAUACAGGAUGAUGAUGAUAGUGAAAAUAAAAUAAGAGACCCAAAUGAUAUUGAUGAGAUUAUUGAAAAAACUAAAAAUAGAAAGCAAUGUGAUGAGGUGAAAAAGGUGGAGACGUCCGAGUACAAGUCGCCAUUGGAACAUCAUGAAAGUAUUUUUUACAGACAAACUCGUUGGAAUCCCUUAGUUUCAAUUUGCCCCUUCGAAAUUAACGGCACAUGUAAAGACUCUGAGUGUAUAUUUAAUCAUUUGACAAAAUAAGUUUUAUUUAAAAUUUAAUUAUAAAACGUGAUAUUUUUUCAGCCUGAUUACUUUAAAAAAGAAUCAAUUUAUUAUGCUUCCUACUAUCUAUUUUAUAUUAUAUUUUCUUGUGUAAAAACGGUCCUCUAUUACUCUUGAGUUGCCAUUUAUCCAAAUUUAUUUUUUAUCUUAUUUGGUUUUUAGUUAUAAGUAUAGUACAAAUAUUUUUGCCAGG